Rotaria sordida is the source of this 1638-nucleotide messenger RNA. Lineage: Eukaryota; Metazoa; Rotifera; Eurotatoria; Philodinida; Philodinidae. The record is from the annotation of a GenBank genome assembly.
AUGGGUAGUAAUAGAGAUCCAUUUUUUGAUGAUGAUAUAGCCAGUUCUGAUGAACGUUCAAAAGAAGAUCGAACACCUCCAGUUCCUACUACAAGAAAAUAUUUAUCAGAUGAUGUUAAAACUACUGAAAUAACGGAAGAUCCAACUGUAAUACCACGUUCAUCAUCACCACCACAUUCACCAUUACCACGUUCAUCGUUGCCACGUUCACCAUCAUCACGUUCAUCAUCAUCAUCAUCAUCAUCAUCAUCACGUUCGUCAUCAUCAAGUUCGUCGUCACCGUCUCCAGCACAACAACCAAUAGUUUCACAACCAGAAAAAAUUAACGAAGAAGUUCAUAAAAGAAAAUCUUCAUCUAGUAGUUCGUCAUCACCAUCUCCAGCACAACAACCAAUAGUUUCACAACCAGAAAAAAUUAAUGAAGAAGUUCAUAAAAGAAAAUCUUCAUCUAGUAGUUCAUCUUCAUCUACUAAUUCAUCUUCAUCUAGCAGCAGUUCAUCUUCAACAGAUUCAUUUGAAUCAGCCAAAGAUGAAGUUAAAGUACAAGAAGAAAAAGAAAAAGAUCAAGAUAAAAUUCUACAUCAUUCAAAAAUAGAUGUAAAUACUCAAACUGAUCAAAUUGCUCUUCGCGAUGAAUCAGUUCAAACAAAUCCAGUUAACAUUGAACUAUUAUCAAUACCUACAACUCGUAAAAUAGACUUUGUAUUAGAAUCAAAAAAAUUAACAACACCUUUAGUUAAAAAUUUAUUUGAUCAACCAAUAUCAUCAACAUUACCAAUAGUUAGUUUUUGUCAACCAUUUUCUAUGACAAGUCAUUUAGAUGAUAUUAUUCUUGCUAUGCCACGUCAUUUAAUGAUAAUAAAUAAUAAAAAUUCUAUUAGUGUUUAUCCAUGGCAACAAUUAGAAGAAACAACAUCAACUAUUCUUGAAUGUUUUUGGUGUUCAUUUUUAUAUAAACUACUUGUUACAACAUUAGAAAAUAAUCGUUUAUUUAUAUAUGAUUUUAUAUCAAUUAUUGAUUCAAUUAAACUUCGUGGUCGUCCAUUAUCAAUCAAACAUCAAAGUUAUUCAAAACAAAUAAAUUCAUCAUUAUUAUUACCAUCAUCAUCUCGUUAUCAAUUAUUACCAGCUAUAUGGUCUCAAACACGUUUUACUAAAUCAAAUUCAUUAGGUAUUUAUUAUUGUUAUAUUAGUGAUCGACAAUCUUCAUGUAUGUUAACACGUAUUGAUCAUAAUACAAGAAAACAUGUUAAAUCAAUUGAUUGUUCAGGUGGUAGUAUUAAUAAUAAUACACGUGUUUGUGCUAUGGGUUUAUCUGAUGAACGUAUAGCUAUUGUUUUAACAAAUCUUAUUAUGACACUUUAUGAUGCUGAAACAUUAUUAGGUUUACAUCAAAUAAAUUUAUCACGAUCAACUAAUUAUAAUAUACGUGGUAUUAGUUCAAUUAUGUAUUUAUGGAAAACAUGGCUUAUAUUUGAUCCAAUUGAAAAUAAAAUUGUUGGUAUUGGAAAACAAAAACGACAUUUUGUUAAAAUAUUACCUGAACAACCAACUAAUGCUUGUUCAAUGGAUAAUGGAACUUUAGCUUUAUGGCUUGGAUAUCCAGGUGUACUUCUUUAUUAUCGUUUAAUAGAAUAG